UUGUGCUAACCUACGACGACUCAAACAACUUUAGCGUUAGCAACAAAACCGGUGUUUGUAGUCUUAAGUUGACUUAAAUUUGAUCAUAAAUGGGGAGAUAUAAGUGUGCAUACAACUGCGACAACUCGAGCGACUCAGACGUUAAGUUUUUUAAGUUUCCCCUGUACAAUCCCCGAAAACUUAAAAAAUGGCUUCUUAACAUGAAGUGGAAGGAUUGGACGCCAACUCGCUUCUCUGUUCUGUGCAGCAAUCACUUUGAGGUGCAGUACAUUGACAGAACAGGCAAAAGUGUGACACUUCGGGAAGAUGCAGUUCCCACCAUAUUUACACCGACCGCCAACACACAGAAAAAGAAGGCUUCCAUCAACCCAAGACGUAAAAGACACAAGCAACCUGGUGCUAAAGUCUCAGAGAAAGAUUCAGCUUCAUCUGCAACAUCAGCUCUCCCUGCAACAGAGGACAGCGUCCAGAGCAAAGAACCCAGCCAGACAGAACAGCAGCCCUUUGGAGAUCCCAAAAAGUCAGGUAAGUGGAGGAUUAUAAUUGAUGAAGCACUGAUGAAGAUUGAUUCAUUUCCACACUUCUUUCAUGGAGAUUACUGCGUUCCACAGAGUAUUCACUGGGCUCCAGAUAACAAUAUCAGUACUGAGCACAAAGACAGUGAGAACAUUAUAGAGGUCAAGGAGCCAUGGCAGUGGCUUGCUCUUGAUGUCCGAGGACCGUUGCCCCAAACAGUAAACGGACACAAAUACAUUUUGACCGUGACGGACUACUACUCCAAAUGGGUGGAAGCUGUGCCGAUGACGGCGUGCCUUCCUUCAGAUGUGGCGGAGAACAUCGUGGACAUCAUUUCCCACUUCGGAUAUCCACUGAGAAUCCUCUCCAGACUGCCUCUUGACAUAGUCCACAAAAUCAACCGAGAACUGAAAGAUCAGCUGAAGGUUGCUGUUGCUCUUGUGGUCUAUCAUCAGCAGACGGGGACUGUAGAUAUGGUCACACCGCAGCUGAUUGACAGGAUGGUGAGCGAGCUAAUUGAGGAGCAUGCAGCUGACUGGGAUGUUUACCUGCCUGCCAAAGUUUUCAGUCUGUGCUUCAAAGAGCAUUCAAAGACCAAGGAGAGGCCUUUCUCAGUGCUCUGCUGUAAGGGAGUAGAGCCUGUAAAAUUCCCCAGAGAACUGGAUUAUCCAUUUUCCAAGAUCCGAGAGAGCACUUUUGUGGUUAGAUAGAAGUUCAUUUGGUGAAUUUAGGUUACUGGAAACUGAACUGGACUCAGUUUUAGCAGCAAAGCAGGGAAAAAGAAUGUUUUCAGCCUUGGAGGUAUUCCUUUUUGUGGAAAUCCUGAUGGUUUGACCAGGAUGACUGAGCUGCGUGAACAGGAUUCACUGACGAAACUGUAAAUUUCUGCAGCAUUUUUCACUGUGCCAGUGACACACACUGAAAUUCUUCAGUUUUUUUCAUUCCCAAGUAUUUUUGAGUGUAGUAUUUUGAUUCAAUUUUUGAUGUAGUACUACAACAAUCUAAGUGUCUUGCUUAAAAUAUAUAGACGAAUGUCUGCAGUGUGAAGACUGGAACAAGCUGAAUACAGGUGAGGAAGGCAAGCUAGUUUUCUGAGCCAUGAGAGACUGAUCGAUACAGCAUUAUUAUCAUCAUCAUUAUUAUUAGUUACUCCGAACAGUUCAGCCACCUGCACUGGUAAGAUUAAGGCUGCUGUCUGAUUGUUUGUUGAUGUUUUAUGUUUAUAAAAGGUAAAAGAUGCUAAUAAACUUUAUUUAAAUAAAAAUUCCUUCAACCAGUA
This is a messenger RNA of Archocentrus centrarchus (flier cichlid), 1795 nucleotides long. RefSeq lists its product as uncharacterized. The record is from RefSeq and is a predicted model, not a curated record. The coding region runs from base 90 to 1226 and encodes 378 amino acids. Gene Ontology annotation, cellular component: nucleus. NCBI's taxonomy places the organism in Eukaryota, Metazoa, Chordata, Actinopteri, Cichliformes, Cichlidae. The transcript is spliced from 12 exons. Gene Ontology annotation, biological process: regulation of transcription by RNA polymerase II; DNA integration. Gene Ontology annotation, molecular function: RNA polymerase II cis-regulatory region sequence-specific DNA binding; DNA-binding transcription factor activity.